Messenger RNA from Panicum virgatum (switchgrass), 759 nucleotides. Its product is annotated as protein RADIALIS-like 3. The transcript has 2 exons. Bases 148 to 450 code for a protein of 100 amino acids. Gene Ontology annotation, molecular function: DNA-binding transcription factor activity. The record is from RefSeq and is a predicted model, not a curated record. NCBI's taxonomy places the organism in Eukaryota, Viridiplantae, Streptophyta, Magnoliopsida, Poales, Poaceae.
CCAUCGAUCCAUUGGCGGGGCAGGGAGCUAGUAGCAGCUUGCCAAAGUCUAGUUGAGAAGCGAGGUAGCUAGACGUUGGUGGUCACUGCCUUGAACAAGCUAAGUGUGUGUGAUAGGGAGCGGCGAGAGCUGAGCAGAGGAGGGAUCAUGUCGUGGAGCGUCAGCGAGAACGCGCGGUUCGAGCGCGCGCUGGCCACCUACGACGAGGACACCCCCGGGCGGUGGGAGCGCGUGGCGGCCGCGGUGGGCGGCGGCAAGACGGCCGACGACGCGAGGCGCCACUACGCCCAGCUCAUCGUCGACGUCGGCGACAUCGAGUCCGGCGGCUACGACGGCUACCCCAACGGCCGCUCCGGCGACUCCCGCAACGGCAACAGGAACAACAACAACAACAAUAACAACAACAACAACAACAACAACAGGGGCAGAGCCAACCGGCCGCAGACCUGAUGGAUCAUAAGCUGCAGCUCCAUCGUUCGCCAUGUCAUCAGAUAUACAAAUACAUAUAUUUGUAUAUGCCGUGUGUAUACGUGUGAUGCAUGCAGGUGUGCACAAGUGUGUCUGUCACUCUGUCGGGAACUGAAGAAAGCCUGUUCUGUAGCGGCGUAGCAGGGAGUCGAAUGGCCUGCUAGUGCUAGCUAUAGGCAGCUGAUGCUCGACCGGCGGCAAUGCUCUUCGACUUCGACCACAUCUUAUAUUGCAGUGCAUGUAAAGCUUAUUGUGUGACUGCUAAUCAAUCAAGAAUCAACUACUAAUUUA